Biomphalaria glabrata is the source of this 3602-nucleotide messenger RNA. RefSeq lists its product as uncharacterized. NCBI's taxonomy places the organism in Eukaryota, Metazoa, Mollusca, Gastropoda, Planorbidae. Bases 435 to 1553 code for a protein of 372 amino acids. The transcript has 4 exons. The record is from RefSeq and is a predicted model, not a curated record.
UUCAGGUUUGUGUUCACUAAGACUCAGACGACGACAUAUAAGGUAGACUAAUUCAGCUUGAUAGGGUGUGGGAGAAAUAACGUAUACAAACUUUUUGCCUGACAGACAGUUAGGUGAUCUGGCUCCAACUCUACACAAAGAAUGACAUAUAGGCAGCGGGAAUUUCCAAUUGCAUCAAAUACUUGUAGGUAAAGUCCGUCCGAGUCAGCAUCUUGUGAUUCAUCCUGCGACAGAUGUGUAGUCCUGAACACUCCCAGAUGACCAUGUUUUGAAACUUAGAUUUUAGCAAGCGUUCGGUUAAACGUUAGAAAUUCGAUCCGUCAAUUAACGACAAUUCUUUCUUCAUUAAAUAUCAAGGCCAGAGUGAUUUCGCUCUAAUAUUGUAGACUGCAUUACAAGAGAUUAUACUUCUUGUUGGCUGUGUGUGUAUACAAAUGGGUGAAAUAGAAGUACAGUACAGUGAAGGUAGCGAAUUGAAUCUUCACGGUGAAUUCAAAAACUGUUCCAAGAAUCCGAAUCAUCUUAAUUUUAUCCCGAUUGAUCAAUUUAGACUUGAGCAUCUCCCAGAGAGAUACAGAAACGAUGACAUCUUUAAAUUCAUUAACCUGACAGCUCAGCUGACAGUGAGAGUUGUCUGCACCUACGUCAGCAAGAAAAGACCGCCAACUUGGCCAGGAACGAGUCUUAAGUAUUUAUUUUCCGAUAUGAGAGGGGAAGAAAUGAACUCCACCGGAACCGGAAGAGUGUGGGUGGUGACACUUGCGGAAGAAGGCGGGGGCAAUGAAGAAUCAGAUGACGAGUUGUACCAAGACGGGAAAGAAUACCAUGAAGGACCUGACUAUGAUGCUGAACAAGAAGCAGCUCACGUGGCUAGAGAGGAAAUGGAGCAAAUAAACACUUGUGUUUGUGAAAAUUGUAAAGACUCUGACUCACUCAGCUCAGAGUUUGGCUGGGUUAAAGUGAUCACGGCUCGCCAUGUCGUGUUCAACAACAAGGAGGCCAGAAGCGCAUCAUGUCGUCUGUUCUUCGACUCUGACAGAGGCGGAAAUCCAAAGACUAUCCUUACUGUGGUGAAGAUGGCGACUCUAAACCCGAAACUGGAUUGGUGCUGGCUUAAAUGUGUCACCUGCGACAAAGGACUGCUGGAGAGGCUCUCUGAAAUGUGCAAACGUCGGCAUGAACUUUAUUUAAAAAUAAACGGAGACUUCGAGAAGUUCCGAGAUGUCGCCAAGAACAACCCAGAGAUCCGCGUGUCUCGCAAUCUCAACGUGAUAGUUUCCCACCCACACGGUUGUUCCAAGCAAGUCUCAGUCGGAGAGUGGACGCUGGCGACGCAGUACAAAGACAACCUGGACGAUGUGUGGACGCGAUACUUCUACACGACAGCAACCUGCAAGGGCAGCAGCGGGGCAACGACAAUCAUGCUGGGAUAUACAGGAACUGACGAUCAUGUCCACAGUGGAUUCUACACCAAACUCAAACUGAAUCACAGUGGAUUAGGUGAUGAUUACUGGGAGCCCAAAGUGCAAGAGAAAAUAUUUGUUGGUGUUUAAUUGAUAGGCUACAUAUUUUCCUUUGAGAUAGACAAGAACAAAAAAAAAACCAUUUAGGCCGCUUGCAGACUGCACUGUCUUAACUGUAAGGCAAAAAAAUGCACCCCUGAUGUUGUGAAGAAAGGAGCUUUCACAUUUUGCCGUAAUGGUAGCCUACAACAGUUGUGUCUUGCCACUGAAAUCAAGGUCCCUAUUAAAUUUAUGCUUUUUUUUUUCAGUUUUACUGCUAUGACAGAGUCCUGUUUAAUUAUUUUGUUGCCUAGGUAUUCCUAGUCUGCUUUUUUUUUUUUCAGUAUCUUGGAAGAUUGAAUUAUGUUAUUGAUUCAUCAAAUCUACAAAGAGUGUGUGGAAUAAUUCUACUUCUCCCUUUUGAUUCAUGGGCUGCUUAAAAAAUAACCGAAUUUUUUAAAGACUUGUACCACAGCAGUAAAACUACCACACAGUUGACACUUAUGUACUAUUGAUUAUACACAUGACUCACAUCAAAUACAAUUAUUCAUAUGUCGAUGAUUUGUAUCGAAAAUAUCGAAAUCCCGCCCAAAGUGAAGAGUACAACGUUAGGACAAAAACUCGUCCUUUUUUUGUGCACGGUCAUAACCGUGUGGUGUGACAGCGGUCUUACGGUGGUAUUAGAGAGCCGUGGGAAAGUAUUUUUACAAAGCUUAUAUCAACUCACUCUGUCUGGUAAAUCUUAUAUCAACUCACUCUGUCUGGUAAAUCUUAUAUCAACUCACUCUGUCUGGUAAAACGUUUGAACACGUUAUUCCUCCGACGUUCAUUCUGGGAUCAAGUGGAAAUUUUGUAAAAUUAUUUCUUUUACCUGACAACACAAGAAUCAAUAAAAUAAAAUAUUAACCAAUUAUUGGUGAUUAAUUAUUUUGUUCGGUAUUGAACUAUGAAAAGAAUUUGUACUUGACAGGUGUGGUGGUAUGACUUGAACUAGUUUCCUUUAUACUUUGUGUAGAGACUUAGGUCGCCAAUUAAAAAUUAAAACUAACAAUAGAUAACUAUAAAACCUUCUUUUUAUCAUAAGCACUUCGCUGGCACAGUGGUUAGUGCAUUGGCUUGAGCUCUCGAGUUCGAAUUCAAGUCGUACAAUUUUUAAAAAUAAAAUGCAUUUAAAAAGCGAUCACCUUCACACAUUCAAACCUCCUUCUUCUCCCCCUUCCUCCUUUCCCAACUGGUCCACUCAAGGAAUAGGAUCAGAAUAAGAAAGCUAAAAGCCUGAAAUUGCGCUAAACUAAAACAAUUGGUAAAAAUAUUUCUAAUCGCACUGAUUUAUUAUUGUUAGUCUAGAUCUAUUACAAAUAAAAGCUGUGUUGUUUUUUUGUUAAAAGUAUUUUGCAUAUUUUUCUUGUUAAAGAAUGACGUUACAAGGCGACAAGAUGUAGACGUUACCUUCUUACUGUUAGUGUCCAUGCAGAAGUAAAUUCCUUGUGUUGUUGAAGUCUGUUACAAAGUUUUUUUACGAGAGUCACUUGUUUGUACUCAAGUGGCAGGGCGACCAGAACUGAAGAUAUUUUUAGAUUUUUAACUGAAACAUGUCUACACAUAGUUGUGCUGCGAGAUUUGGUUAUGACUUAUGCACGUUAUUGGAGGCUCGGUAUCUGAGUGGUAGGCUACAGCGCUUGUGAAUUUAAACCAAGGAUCCCCUGUUCAAACGUUUGUGAAGUCUGGGAUUCUAAUUUCUGGAUAUUUGGGCGCCUCUGAGUUCAUCCAGCUCGAAAGAGUACCUGACAUUAGUUAAGGAAACGUAAAGGAGAUUAGUCGUUGUGCUGGCCACAUGACACCCUCGUUUACCGUGGGCCACAGAAACAUAAGACCUUUUCAUGAUCUGCCCAGUAGAUCGUAAGGUCUGAAAGGGGCAUAAACGUUACUAAAGAAGAAGGAACGAAAACUCAUAACUAAUUUCAUUUCAAUAAUCUUAGCCUAAGUAUUUCUAUUUAGUUUACUCGACUUUGCACACUGACCGUAACAUAAACAUUUUUUUCUUCACACAUCUUGUAAAUAAAAAAGGAAUUAAAAAUAAAAAUUUGUUUAUAUCUCACA